Molecule: messenger RNA, 1194 nt
Organism: Penaeus chinensis
Lineage: Eukaryota; Metazoa; Arthropoda; Malacostraca; Decapoda; Penaeidae
Product: patatin-like phospholipase domain-containing protein 2
Exons: 6
Coding region: 72-905 (277 amino acids)
Biological process (GO): triglyceride catabolic process; lipid homeostasis
Cellular component (GO): lipid droplet; cytoplasm; membrane
Molecular function (GO): triacylglycerol lipase activity
Source: RefSeq, a predicted model, not a curated record
CGAGGAUAUUCUUAGCACCACCAGAACACGAGUGACCAGUCAACGGCGAGCAGCAGCGUGUAAAGCCAGAUAUGGAUAACGUGAAGCGACUGGACGACUCAGAAGGUUGGACGACCAUGGACGACCUUGAGAAGCACAAGAUCAGAAGACCGAUCGACAGCCUUUCCGGUGUCACCUUUUGCGGGUGUGGCUUCUUGGGGGUGUACCUGGUGGGUGUGGCCUCCUACUUACAAGAGCACGUCCCUUGUGUGCUGGAGAAGCAGUUCGGCGGAUCUUCUGUGGGUUCUUUGGUGGCGAUUUGCCUCAUCUGUGACAUCCCUCUUUACCACAUCCGACAGAAAUUACUCGCCACAGCCAAGGAAGCCAACAACAAGUUCCUUGGUACGCUCAGUCCUUCUUUCUCCCUGGAAACGCCUCUCCUAAGGGCCUUGCUAGACUUGUUACCCGAGGACGCUCACAUCAAGGCUUCUGGAAGACUUUUUCUCUCACUCACUAAAGCUUCUCGACUCUCUAAUGAGUUAGUUAGCGACUUCAAAACGCGACAGGAGCUCGUGCAAGCCAUCGUCUGCUGCUGCUACGUGCCGGUUGUCUCGGGCUUCUCCGUGCCCAGCUUCAAGGGAAACAUGUACGUCGACGGAGCGAUGAGCAACAACUUGCCGCUGAAGGGUCCGAACACCCUGAGCGUCCACGCCUUCGCCGGCGACUUCGACAUCUGUCCUGAAGACCAGGGCUUCUCCAGCCCCUUGAUGGCCACGGCCUUCAACCAGCGCCUCACCCUCAGCCUCGCCAACGUCAGGAGAUUCGCCUGGAGUCUCGCCCCGCCCGUGCCGGAGGAGCUCGACAAGUUCUACUACGAGGGCUACGCCGACGCCCGGAGGUGCAUCACGCAGAACUUCAAGCUGUGAGUGGACGAGGGGAGGGUCCUCGGGGAAGUGUGGUUACGUUAUACUGUGUAUAUGUAUUAAAACAUGCAUAUAUACUGUACAGUGAGUCAACACACAUACCUACGCAGCGCGCGCGUGUGUGUAAGCUUGUAUGUGUGUCUAUAUAUCUGAGUGUGUAUGCAUUUGUAUGUCUCUAUGUGUAUAUUUUCCGAUGAAACAUUCAUAAGUAUAGAGAGACUUGAACUUAUACACAUAUGACCGCAUGUAUAGGUGUAAAAAAUGUAAAAUUAAAUUUGUAUCUAUACUAAUA